Messenger RNA from Solanum dulcamara, 1898 nucleotides. RefSeq names its product 1-acyl-sn-glycerol-3-phosphate acyltransferase 2. Bases 525 to 1691 code for a protein of 388 amino acids. NCBI's taxonomy places the organism in Eukaryota, Viridiplantae, Streptophyta, Magnoliopsida, Solanales, Solanaceae. Gene Ontology annotation, molecular function: 1-acylglycerol-3-phosphate O-acyltransferase activity. The record is from RefSeq and is a predicted model, not a curated record. Gene Ontology annotation, cellular component: endomembrane system. The transcript is spliced from 12 exons.
CGCCUAGUUCUUUCUUUUCCCGCAAUCUCACUCUCCCCUAAAGAACGCAUACAUCAGCUUCUACGCGCCGCUUUCCAGCUCUUUCCCUUUCCCACUUCGUCUUCUUCACGCAGAUGGCCAAAACGACCCAAAAACCAAAACCACGCUCAGUUACUUCUUCGUCUUCGUUCGUCACGUGAUGAGAAGGAGAUAGCUGUUCGCAGGAGAUCUUAGAACGAGCCACGUCUAAUCUAUCAAUAUCCCUCUCAAAAUCCGUUCGAUUCUUGUACAAAGAAUUCCGACUCACAUUUUUGAAUUUUUGCAUUCUGCCUCACCGAAAAUCCCCCUAAAACCGAUCCAUAUUUCCCCCUAUAUAAACCCUUCCGUUUUCAUUGAUUGGGAUCGGGAAUUUCCAUCUGAAAAAGGCGAAAAUCCAAAGGCAAAGUUUUCUGUUAAGUUUUGUUUGUCGGAGUGCUGCUCGGUGAUCGGAAUCCCAGUUGGCUGAGAUUACUUUUGUGGGUUUGCUUUUUUGGGAGUGUUAGUCUAUGGCGAUUGCAGCUGCAGCUGUUAUCGUUCCGUUGGGCGUUCUCUUCUUCAUUUCUGGUCUUGUUAUCAAUCUUAUUCAGGCCACUUGCUUUGUCCUUGUACGACCAAUUUCGAAGAGCACAUACAGGAGGAUUAAUAGAAUCGUUGCAGAGCUCUUAUGGCUGGAACUUGUGUGGAUACUUGAUUGGUGGGCAGGUGUAAAGAUUAAAGUGUACGCAGACCCAGAAAUGUUUAAUCUAAUGGGUAAAGAACAUGCUCUUGUCAUCGCAAAUCACAGAAGUGACAUAGAUUGGCUUGUUGGUUGGAUCUUGGCUCAGAGAUCUGGUUGCCUUGGUAGCUCAUUAGCUGUAAUGAAGAAAUCAUCAAAACUCCUUCCAGUAAUUGGUUGGUCCAUGUGGUUCUCUGAGUAUCUUUUCCUUGAAAGAAGCUGGUCCAAGGAUGAAAGAACAUUGAAGUCAGGUCUUCAAAGGCUAAGCAAUUACCCUUUGCCGUUCUGGCUGGCGCUUUUUGUUGAAGGCACCCGCUUUACACAAGCAAAACUUUUGGCUGCUCAAGAAUAUGCUUCUUCAGCAGGGUUACCUGUUCCAAGGAAUGUAUUGAUUCCCCGUACUAAGGGUUUUGUUACAGCAGUAAGUCAUAUGCGCUCAUUUGUUCCAGCUAUUUAUGAUGCAACAAUAUGCAUCCCCAAAAGUUCACCUGCACCUACAAUGCUGAGACUCUUCAAGGGGCAGCCUUCUGUGGUGCAUGUGCACCUCAAGCGGCAUGAGAUGAAGGAUCUGCCUGAAAAUGAUGAUGCCAUUGCCCAAUGGUGUAGAUAUAUCUUUGUAGCCAAGGAUGAGUUAUUGGACAAACAUAUUGCUGAAGACACUUUUGGAGAAGAAAAGCUGCAAGACAUUGGCCGCCCAAUGAAAUCCCUUGUGGUAGCCGCAUCUUGGGCAUGCAUUCUUAUCUUAGGAACCAUAAAAUUUUUACAAGCAACUGCGUUGUUGUCGUCAUGGAAGGGUGUUGCAAUAUCAGCUGCUCUCAUGGCUGUUGUUACAGUUCUUAUGCAAUUUUUGAUUAAUUUCUCAAAGUCAGAAUGCUCUACAGCUGCCAAGGUUGCACCAGCAAAGGAAAAGAAUGUUAAUCGGGCUAGAGGAAAUGGGCAGGAGGACAAAACACACUAAUUAUGAUUUUCAUCUGAUAUGGCAAAUGAACCCUCAGUUUGUAGCCUUGAUCACGAAAAUUACAAAGAUGAUGUUUGCAUUAUAUAGUAACUUGCUUGUCUAUUUUAGACCUGUAAUUUCUGGCCAAAGUGAACUAAAUUCUGUUCAUUUUUGUUUUUAAAGAUGCAGAUUCCAUGUUUGGUCAAAUUCAUUAAUUGUUCCAGUUAA